Cariama cristata (Red-legged seriema) is the source of this 1824-nucleotide messenger RNA. It is a transcript of the gene ATOSB, whose product is annotated as family with sequence similarity 214, member B. The record is from RefSeq and is a predicted model, not a curated record. The transcript has 7 exons. The coding region runs from base 1 to 1824 and encodes 607 amino acids. Lineage: Eukaryota; Metazoa; Chordata; Aves; Cariamiformes; Cariamidae.
AUGCGGCACAUCCACACAGAGACGUCCCAGCCCCCGGAGCACAGCACAGACCCCAGCCUGUCCCGGCCCAGUGGAGAGGCACCCUUGGAGACUUCCUCACAGCGCUGCACCCACCGCAGCAUCCUCAUGGGCUACAACGAGACUGAGAUCAAGCGCCAGAAGGUUUACCAGGUCUCCAUCUUCUCCCACCUCUCCAGCUCCUCUGAGAGCACAGAACAGCGUGCAGGCAACCGGUCAGCCGUCAAGAGGGUUUACCCCGAGCAGCGAACUCCAGAGGGGGGGCGAGAUCCCAAACGAACUCACUGGGGUGGUGCUGGGGUGGACAGCAAGCGUGACGGGGGGCCUGGGCAGGCUUCCCUGGACGAUGACGAUACCUUUGAGGAUGGUCUGCUGGUGGAGGAGUUAUCCCUGUGUGGCUCUGCCCAGCACUUCUCCCACAGUGGGCUGCGAGUGGUGGAGCACCGGUGUGAGAGCAGCCCUAGCCACAGCCCCAAGGCCAGUGGAGAGGACAAGUUGCAGGAUGUCUCCUCCUCCUCCUGGCCCCAGCACAUUGCUUGCAGUACUUUGCACAUGAGAGAUGGUUGCCCUGUCUCUUCGGGGGAUCAGCCCACAGAUUAUGGGGCAAAUGGAGAGCAGGCAAGUGGCCACAAUUUACUUCACCUUGAUUUGCACAAUAUUGCACAAACAGCCUGGCUGGACUCUGGUGGGAAGAGAGAGAAGCCAGGGAGCAGCCCAGCUCACAGCAGCAGGGCUAGUGGAGAAAUGGAAUGGCCAGUGGUGGCCAACGGGUGCAAGGAGCCCCCAGCUCCGCAGACAGCACUCAGCCCUGAGCCCAGCAACCUGAGCUCCCAGGAGAAGACGCCCUGUGGGAGCAGCCAGCUCAGCAGCAGCAGCUGCCCAGCCAAAAGGAAGUUACUGCCUGCUGGUGAGGUUGUGGCCGACUCCUGCUCUGAGGACGAGGGCCUGUCCCCACCAGCAAGGAAGAAGAGGGUCCUGCCAUGCCAUCCGGUGCCCACGGCCUGCCGCAGCACUGAUGCCAAAGGGGCCCCUUUCUGGAAUCACCUGCUUCCCACAGCCAAGAGCACUGCGGAUUGCACUGCAGUUGGGAGGAGGCUGAAGAGCGGGCUGCGCCUCAAAUCGCGACACCUCCGGAGCAGCCUCCGGAGGGGCACCAGGUCCUCUGGGGUGCCCUGGGCCACCACCACCGUCAGCCAUGCUCUACUGGGCAACUUUGAGGAGUCCAUUCUGAAAGGGCGCUUUGCACCGUCGGGGAGGAUCGAGGGGUUCACAGCAGAGAUUGGUGCCAGUGGCUCCUACUGCCCCCAGCACGCCACCCUGCCCGUUGAUGUCACCUACUUCGACAUUUCCGAACAUAGUGUGCCCUCGCCUUUCCUGGGAGUGAUUGACUUGGAGGCCUUGGGAAAGAAGGGUUACAGUGUCCCCAAAGCUGGAACCGUCCAAGUGACCUUAUUUAACCCCAACAAGACUGUGGUGAAGAUGUUCUUGGUGACGUACGACUUCCAGGACAUGCCGGCCAACCACAUGACCUUCCUACGCCAUCGAAUCUUCCUGGUGCCUGUGGGGGAAGAGGAAGGGUCCACUGUGGCCACCAAUGACCCACUGGGCACUGGCCCACCCCGCAGGGUCCUCUGCUACCUGAUGCACCUAAGGUUUCACAGCUCCAAGUCAGGGAAGAUCUACCUUCAUGAUGACAUCCGGAUGCUCUUCUCCCGCAAGUCGAUCGAGGUCGACUCAGGAAUCCCCUAUGAACUGAAAUCCUUCACGGAGAUGCCAAGGAACCCAUGCUACUCACCCCGGGCCUGA